GGAUACAACUAAUUUGGUGGGAUUAAAUAUGCGAUACGAUGGCCAGUGCGAAAAUUAUCAACCAGAGAAUGAGGUGCUUGUCGCGAAAUGGGACAAUCGACGAACCUGUUCUGCUUAUGUGCAAUUUUUAGUGUCGGGGCGGUGCCCGUUACCCAAAACUUCACCUUAGAAGCAAGUGAAAGUGACAAUGUUUUAAAGUCUUGUACUGAAGAUGUGCCGAAACAAGUGGGGAAGCGUUCGACGAAUGUCGCAUCAAUUCCUAGCAUGCUUACGGAAUGUGAAACGCCGAAUGGUAACCUUGGAUAUUGCGUUGGAAUCAAGACCUGCCCAAUCCUAUUAAAACAACUGAAAAACAGAGAGGCGUGGCCGUUCUUACGCGCAUCAAGUUGUGGGCUAUGGAAUGAAGACUCCAGCAAUCCAAAAGUGUGCUGUGGAAAUGACGAUAAUUUCAGAAAUGUUAGCAAAGACGUCGUGGACGACGACGUUUUGCCGAAAUCUUGCGGCCAUCAAAAAGUAUUUAUUGGUAAUAGAGUACUUGGUGGUAGGGAAGCUUCUCUACACGAAUUCCCUUGGAUGGCCCUUCUUUUGCACAAAAAUCGUUACGGAAUUACGACCCUUGGUUGCGCGGGGUUCUUGAUACAUACCAAAUACGUGAUAACAGCAGCCCACUGCGCCCAUCCCUAUUCUAUUGGACGUAGAGGUCCCAUAGUUUCGGUUUUGCUUGGAGAACAUAAUACUCAAACAUCCACUGACUGUUCGUCUUAUGGAUUUGGCUGUGGAAAAGCUACUCAGAUUCCUAAAGUUGCCAAAGUGACUACACAUCCUGAAUAUGACCCAAUGGAAAUAGCACAUUACAAUGAUAUCGCCAUAAUACGAUUAAAAGAAAAUAUUCGUCUGACAGACUACGUUCAGCCCAUUUGCUUGGUAAAACACGAUUCUCAUACUCCAACUAGAUACCACAUAAGUGGUUGGGGCAAAACCGAAAGUGGUACAAGCAGCAAAGUAAAAAUGCACGUAGAAAUUCCUCCAUUCGACAAAAUGACUUGCUCACAACUAUUCUUUAGAACAAAUAUAAUCCUGAAGAACACCCAGAUUUGCGCGGGAGGCGAAGAUUUAUCAGACACCUGUUCCGGAGACUCGGGAGGACCGCUGAUGACGUGCACUGAUGAUGGAAUUUGGUACGCCUCGGGCAUCGUGAGUUUUGGGAUAGGUUGUGGGUUGAAAGGUUGGCCAGGAGUGUACACGAACAUAGCGAAGUUCCUGCCUUGGAUUAAAUCUGAGAUAGCGCAGGAACCAACGUGACGACACGGCGCGGCGUUUACUCUCCUAUCGUUUCUCGCAAAGCCAGAGGGUUUCCACUGGUUGACAAUUUCCGAACUGGUUCGAUUGUUGUCGUUGUAGACUUCUUAAGGUUUCAAGAGACAAUUUGUUUUUUCUUCAGAAGAAACUCUGACACUAAAGAGGGGGUAUAGAAUAUAUCCAUAGACUUGGAUAAUAUUGUAUAGAAGAUUCUUAUAACAAAUAAUUGCGAACAGAUGAGGCAUUUGGGAACCGGUCCGUUUUGGAUCGUUAGAUUCAGAAAAUAUAAUAAUAAUCCGAACAAGAUAUAUGUCUUUCGAAACGUUAUGAAGUCCAAAGUGAUGUCGUAUCAACUAGCCCGGAAAUUGUUCGACUGUUGACAACUGCAAACCAAAUUAAGGUUUUUUUACUAACUAUGCAACAUUAUCUUUAUAAUAAAAUUACUAAUUCACA
Messenger RNA from Anoplophora glabripennis (Asian longhorned beetle), 1752 nucleotides. RefSeq names its product serine protease 7-like. The record is from RefSeq and is a predicted model, not a curated record. Gene Ontology annotation, molecular function: serine-type endopeptidase activity. The transcript is spliced from 6 exons. Bases 88 to 1302 code for a protein of 404 amino acids. Lineage: Eukaryota; Metazoa; Arthropoda; Insecta; Coleoptera; Cerambycidae. Gene Ontology annotation, biological process: proteolysis.